CAUCGUUCCCUCGGCCUUCCUUCCCUAUCUUCCUGCCAGCAUCAUUUGUUCUAGAACCUAAAUCCACUCCAAAAGCUAAGCUCGGCUUCACUUUUUUGUGUCGCUUCAACUCGAAAUUCAAAUCGAAUUCGUUAUCAGCUUUGGCCGAAUCGUUUGUUUUUGUACUUAUCGUAGCAACAACUAAUUGAUUACGUAACUAAGCACAUAAUUCGUCACCCAAAACCGAAGUGCAAACGCAAAUCUUUUAAAAUCAAGUGCAAUUCCAACGUGAUUCUCAAUUCACAACGAAUAACACAAACCGCACAUCACACCAAACAGAAUACCAAAACACACAAGCGGCAAAACAAUUAAAUUUUCAUAGGUGGUUUUGGAAUACACUGCCUAGAUAGAUAGUACCUUUACAGGGUAAUAGACGAAACAUUCCGGCACGACGUCAAGUUGAGUUAUAUUAAUUGACUAAUAUUCAGGAGAGAUGGUUCGUUUACUGAAUGGGUGCAUGGGAGGCGGAGGCCCAUUCCCGACCAAGGUCACUUGCACAAUCGCCUCGUCUGACUGAGAUUCGUGCACAUCCACAGAUUCUAAUGCAGAACGGAAAAUUUUGAGGGCGUUUUCCACUCGACGGAAAUCGGCAACAACAACCGGAAGUGACCAGUGCUUUUGUUUCGUUUAACGAUUCGUGGUAUAAAUAGUGCAGAGAGUGGGCUAAAAUGACAUCAGAAGUUUGUGCAACUCCCACAAGCAAUCAGGCAGAAUGAGCAGCUAUCAACUGACUUUCGUUUUGGGCAUCGCCCUUCUGUGCGCCCUGGUGGGUGGCACCACCCAACCGGCGAGCACCCGUCGUCCGCCGGUGACCACCGAUCGCCCCACCGCUCGUCCCACCGCUCGACCCACCGCUCGUCCCACCGCUCGACCCACCGCCAGGAGCUGCCCGCUCUUCCCGGAGGUCUGCUCCAGGGGCAGUCCCAAAGUGUGCGGCAGGACUCCGCGUGGCGAGUGCCAGCGCUUCGAGAACAUCUGCCACCUGAUGCUGUCCAACGUCCUCCGGCUGCCCGAGGGGGUGCGCCACACCCGCGACAUCGAGUGCCGCAACGUGAGGGGCGACGGCCCCGCCCACCGACGCCCCUGCUUCAACCCCUGCCCCGCGCGCCCCGUCGUCUGCAAGAGGUCGCCGCCGAGCCAGAACAUCUGCGUGAGGAGCCGGAACGGCCGGCAGUGCAAGGUGCUGGCCAACACCUGUCAGUUGCGCAACCAGAACUGCCACAGCCAGCCCAGGAACAACUGGCUCCGCACCGACAGGAGGCGUUGUGGCCAGCUGCAGCUGGGCGACAAGCCGCAGGAGUGCAUCCGGGUGCCAGUGCGAACCAGGCCCAGCACCACCCGCAGGCCACGAUCCACCCCCUCGCCUCGCAGCACCACCACCACUGCCAGGUCGGUCUAA
Molecule: messenger RNA, 1438 nt
Organism: Drosophila subpulchrella
Lineage: Eukaryota; Metazoa; Arthropoda; Insecta; Diptera; Drosophilidae
Exons: 5
Coding region: 752-1438 (228 amino acids)
Source: RefSeq, a predicted model, not a curated record